GGGGCGUCCUCCCUCCCGCCGCGUCUGUCCUCCCGCGCUGGAAGUGGGAAAUCCUUCGUUUGGGUCAAAGAAACUCUCAAUGGAUCAUGGAAAAACCUUCUAUCAUUCAGCAAUUAGGAAUAAGAACUCUCAGACAUUUUGGUCAUCGUCCCUGGCACCGCAAAAAGAAGAAAAGGCUUUUGUCCUCCCCUGCGUAUCCUAUACAUUCUGAAGUGGAUGCUUCUCAUGAAAAAUUAGAAAGCAUGUCAGAAUCAGAUGCCGUGAAUGUCAGUGGUCUUUCUCAAGACUUAUCUCACUCAGAUUCUCUCUUCUGUAUGGAAGCUAGCCCUGUCACCCUGGACUUGCCUAAGAAUGAAACAAAGAAUAUAAAAAUGGAAAAUGAGUCUAUACCCACACUUUCUGAAGACGUUUAUAGCAUACAAGACAACUUGCUUAGUGGAGAUAUCAGCAUUGGAAAUGACACACAGAAUGUACAAAUGGAGCCAGUUAACUCCAGCAUUUCUUCCUCACCACAAUUUGAACCCAUUUGUAAAUUUCACUGGAUAGAAGAAUUUUAUGAUGACACCACAACAUUUCAGAAUAUUAUGGAAAGCCUUUCUUAUACAGAGAACUCAGAAUUGGGAAACCAUGGGUAUCAUUAUGCAAAAGAGACCAAUACAAAGCAAGAUUCACUCGAGGAAGAAAAUCCAAUGGAAACUUGCCUGUCAACAAAUAAGGACCAACCUGCUCAUAAUUGUAUCAACCAGUCUCCUGGAAAUCCAUCUAUAACCUACUACAAUAAAGAGACACCACAGUUCACAGAAAAUUUAAAGGCUGAAUGUACUGCCAAGGAAUCUGCUGUCAACACUAGUCAGCUUCACGACUCUUUAGAUAAAGGAAGUGUCCCCAGAAAUGUUGAAAAUUCAUUUUAUAAUAAGAAUAGCUUUAAACUGCUUGAUCUGAGAGUUAAUUAUAAAGCAGAGGAGACUGAAGUUUCUUCAAAAGAAAUACAGAAUUCCAGGGAUGUCAAUCACCAGGAAGAAGUGACAUCAGCAGGUGUGAAAAGCAUAGGGAUUGCCAUGUCUUGGUCUCCAGUAGGCAACCCCAGGAGUGGUGUAGCAUCUCAAAAACACUGCAUGACACCUGCCGUGGGGCAAGACAUUGAAAAUUUAUGGCCUCUGGAAGAGGACUUGGCUUUAAAUGAAGUCUUACAAAAAUUAAAAUAUACUAACAGAAAGCAGCUUGUGCAGAUCCAAGACCUCCAGUAUAGGAAUGAGCACUUAGAGAAGCAGGUGAAAGAAUUACAGAUGAAGAUCACCAAACAGCAGACAUUUGUUGAUAUCAUAAGCAAACUAAAGGAGAAUAUUGAGGAAUUAAUUGAAGACAAAUACAACGUAAUGCUAGAAAAGAGCGAUACUAACAAGAAAUUGCAAAAUUUGCAAGAGAUUUUCAAUGACACACAAAAACAUCUUCAAGAGACCAAGAAAGAGAAGGAAACUUUACAACUCCAGUUUAAAAAGCUGAAGGCUAAUUAUCUUCAUUUACAGGAAAGAUUCCUUGCUGAAAUGCAAGAGAAAAACCUCUCUGUAGAUCAGUGUAUAGAAAUGGACAAAACCUUGUACAAGAAAGAAGAGGAGAUCAAAAGCCUGCAACAACUUAAAGGAGAAUUGGAGAUGGCCACUACUUCUGCUUUGGAAUUGUUAGAAAGGGAAAAAGAGACCCGAGAACAAGAGCUCUUGACUUUACAAGCGGAGUUCCAGAAACAGGAAAAAGAAAGCCUGAGAGAAAAACGGAAAUUGAAAUUAAGAGUUGAGAAGUUGAUCAUGCAAGUUAAAAAUUUGCUAUUCACAUGUGAACAUGAAAAGGCUAAGAGUGCAAAACUUCAGCAGCAUAUUGACGAGAUGAAAAAUGAAAAUGCAGAACUUCAGCAACAGAUUAGAAGGUGUGGGGAGCAAAAUCGUGUCCCUAAAUUUGAGAUGUCUCAGUUAAUGGGCCAAUUAGAGGAUGUCAUGGAACCAGGUAUUAUUAAGGAUACAAAGAUGUCUUCCAAUUUGUGCCUGAAUUGUAAAGAAGAAAGCAUGAACUCCUCAAGUGCGAGGGAGAACCUGCAGAUGCAGACCUCCAAAAUUCACAGUCUUCUGACCCUAGUGGCAAGACUUCUUACAUGUCAGGACAUCAGCAAUCCUGAUACUGAACAUUUCAAAGACAAUAAGAAAGUUAGUGACAUAAUGCUGCAAAAACUGAAGAACUUUCAGCACAGGAAGAAAGAGUUAGAUAAACAGCUACUGAAGCAUAAAGACAAAAUCUCCAUGCUUCGAGAAUUAAUUGCUAGAGAGACAGCAUAUCACAAGACUGAGGGCGCAGACAUUGAUUCAAAUGAAGCUAAUGAUUCUAGAGAUACAUCUUUCUUAUUGACAGCCAAACUGGAUAAGUACCACAAUCUAAAUGAGGAGCUUGACUUCUUGAUCACAAAACUGGGAGGCCUCCUAGAGUCAAAAGAAGACCACUAUAGCAGACUCAUUGAAGAGAAUGCCAAGUAUCGAAGACAUGUAGGCAACCUAAUAAAUAAGGUAACAUCAUAUGAAGAAAUUAUCAAAUGUGCUGACCAAAGACUAGAGAUAUCCCAUUCUCAGAUUGCACAUUUGGAAGAAAGAAAUAGACAUUUGGAAGAUUUAAUUAGACUACCCAAAGAGAAAGCCAGAAAACAAAGUCACCGCACAAUAUUCAGAUAUGCCGCUUUAUUGGUCUCUGCGGCACUUUUCCUAGAUGGUAGUCUGAACAAGUCCCAAGUAGAACCCACGGUGCUGCUACUGCUGCUGUAG
Molecule: messenger RNA, 2801 nt
Organism: Dipodomys ordii (Ord's kangaroo rat)
Lineage: Eukaryota; Metazoa; Chordata; Mammalia; Rodentia; Heteromyidae
Gene: Cage1
Product: cancer antigen 1
Exons: 13
Coding region: 87-2801 (904 amino acids)
Source: RefSeq, a predicted model, not a curated record